Manihot esculenta (cassava) is the source of this 2033-nucleotide messenger RNA. RefSeq names its product trehalose-phosphate phosphatase A. Lineage: Eukaryota; Viridiplantae; Streptophyta; Magnoliopsida; Malpighiales; Euphorbiaceae. The transcript is spliced from 14 exons. The coding region runs from base 553 to 1683 and encodes 376 amino acids. Gene Ontology annotation, molecular function: trehalose-phosphatase activity. Gene Ontology annotation, biological process: trehalose biosynthetic process. The record is from RefSeq and is a predicted model, not a curated record.
UCUCCUCUCCUCUCCUCUCCUCUCGCUUUCGGUGCUUGAUUCUUGCUCUCAUUCUCUGCAAUUUCCUGGGCUUUUACUUUGCUGUUCUGUUGCUCUCUUCUCGCGUUUGUUUGCUGGGAAACAGCUCGAAAAAGUGUUAAGGCAUUGAAAGAAUCGUUCUUGACAGGUGCUGCACUGCUCUUUGACGAUUACUUUGGGGAUUCGUAUUUUGAUUUUCCUUUUGUUUUAUAGCUCCAGAAAGGAGGUUGAAGAUUUCUAACGAGUCUGAUUUAAAAGAAACUCCGUUCUUCGAACAUUUGUUUGCAUAGUUCUAUCAUCUAAUAUAUACACUGUGGCUAAAAAGAUGACAACUUCCAGUGGUCAGGACUUCCGUGCUUGAUGGACUGCUUGCCAACUAGCAGUGAUAAGAACACUUUGAAGAGGUGGUUUUUCAUUGAUAAAAGGGUUGGGUGAAGAUAUAUACGAUAUUAGUGCUUCUCAUUCAAAAGGAUUGUCUGCUGUAAACUUUUACCUCAUUCGUCUACCUUAAAUUGCUUUAGAAGUCUGGAUCAAAUGGACCUUAAAUCGAAUCACACUGCUCCUGUUCUCACUGACCCUGCACCCAUAAGCAAAUCAAGAUUGGGCGUGCACUCCAGUCUGUUGCCAUACUCUCCUGGAACUGCUUUUUCGUCAAAUUUAUUUCUAACUAUCCCUUGGAAGAAAACUGGAGUACUGGAUGAUGUUCGCUCGAGUAGCUGGCUUGACGCCAUGAAAUCCUCAUCCCCUACUCACAAGAGGAUAACCAAAGAGAAUGCCUCAGCUGACAAUGAUGUUGCUUAUGCCACCUGGACGCUUAAGUAUCCAUCAGCAAUUGCAUCUUUUGAGCAAAUUGCAAACUUUGCAAAAGGCAAGAGAAUAGCAUUGUUUCUAGAUUACGAUGGGACUCUUUCACCAAUUGUUGACAACCCUGAUCGUGCCUUCAUGUCUGAUGCUAUGCGAUCUGCUGUAGAGAAGGUAGCAAAAUGUUUCCCAACAGCAAUAAUAAGUGGGAGAAGCCGUGAUAAGGUGCACGAGUUUGUAGGACUAAAAGAACUCUAUUAUGCGGGUAGUCAUGGGAUGGACAUAAUGGGACCUGUUAGACAAUAUAUAUCUGAUGACCAGCCAAAUAGUGUGAGGUCUACUGACGAGCAGGGCAAGGAAGUUAAUUUGUUCCAACCAGCUAGUGAAUUUUUACCCAUGAUUGAUGAGGUUUAUAGUUCUCUUGUUGAGAAUACAAAAUAUAUUAAAGGAGUGAAAGUUGAAAACAACAAGUUCUGUGUAUCUGUACAUUACCGUAAUGUAGAUGAUAAGAGUUGGAAAUCAGUUGCACAGUGUGUAUAUGAUGUCAUAAAGAACUAUCCACGCCUGCGAUUGACUCAUGGGAGGAUGGUUUUAGAGGUCCGACCUGUGAUCAAUUGGAAUAAGGGGAAGGCUGUGACGUUUCUGCUAGAAUCACUUGGUCUAAGCAAUUGUGAUGACGUGCUUCCAAUUUAUGUUGGAGAUGACCGAACAGAUGAAGAUGCUUUUAAGGUUUUGAGAGAAAGGAACUGUGGUUUGGGUAUUUUAGUAUCACCAGUGCCCAAGGAGACCAAUGCAUUUUACUCUCUUAGGGACCCAUCAGAGGUGAUGGAGUUCCUGGAGUAUCUUGUGAUGUGGAAGAAGUGAAGCGCGUUAUGUGAUUUGCAAAUAAUAUGUAAAGAAGAGAAUAUGACUUUGGCGACAUACAUCAUAUGAUAAGAAAGCAGAAAUGUUGUUUUUGGUUUCUUAGGAAAUACCACCCAAGUUUUAUUGAAGCAGAGUUUUGCAGGAGACUUUCCUUUAUAGUCACUAGAAUCCUGCGUAAUUAGAUUACUACUGCUCAAAGCUUCUUUGUCUCAAAUUGUAAAUCCAUUUCUUUGAUUUUCAUUAAAUUGCUUUUAGCAUGUCGGUUUAUUGACAUUUGUGGUCAGUGGGAUUGCACAGAAUUAUAAAAACAUUUGUUUAUUCUUUUAAAUAUAUAAUUCUGUUUUCUUUUA